GAAUAGAAUGGAGGUCAUGUUCUAGCGAAGAAUGGUCGGCCCUAAAACCUGUCCUGAACAGCCCUAAGAGCAACAACAGCCCGCCCGGUCAAUCCCUUUCGAAUUUUGCACCUUCGCUUGCACCCUCUUCGCCUUCGUUACUCGUCUAAGCAGAUCGAGCACCAUGGCGGAGCAGACCGAGAAGUCGUUUCUGAAGCAGCCUAAGGUCUUCCUCAGCACAAAAGCUUCGGCGAAGGGAAAGGCAGCAGGGAAAGCCGGUACUCGAUUCUGGAAGAAUGUAGGUCUUGGAUUUAAGACUCCCCGUGAAGCUAUUGAGGGUACUUAUAUCGACAAGAAGUGCCCAUUCACUGGAGACGUCUCCAUCCGAGGUCGCAUUCUCACUGGAACUGUGAACUGCACAAAAAUGACCCGCACGAUUACCAUCCGGCGAGAUUACCUCCACUUCGUGAGAAAAUACCAGAGGUAUGAGAAGAGGCAUUCCAACUUAGCUGCCCAUGUCUCCCCUGCCUUCCGUGUGAAAGAGGGUGACAAGGUUAUCAUCGGCCAAUGCAGGCCUCUCUCGAAAACGGUGAGAUUCAACGUCUUGAAAGUGAUCCCCAUGGGCGCUUCCGACGGAGGAAACAAAAAGGUGUUCACAGCUGUUUAAAUUCUCUUAGUCAUCUUGUACUAGUUAGAGGAUGGGAUCUAUCACCCUCUCUAUUGAAAUGGGAAACUUGAUCACCUACAUAUAACACAUCUGGUUCGUGGUAGUGUUACGUGAAGAAUGAAUUUGCCGACGUUUUCUCUGUAUUCUCAGUCUGAAUCCUACAGUGCAAAGCGUUAUUGUUGUA
Messenger RNA from Physcomitrium patens, 830 nucleotides. RefSeq names its product small ribosomal subunit protein uS17. NCBI's taxonomy places the organism in Eukaryota, Viridiplantae, Streptophyta, Bryopsida, Funariales, Funariaceae. The record is from RefSeq and is a predicted model, not a curated record. Gene Ontology annotation, molecular function: structural constituent of ribosome. Gene Ontology annotation, biological process: translation. Gene Ontology annotation, cellular component: ribosome; cytosolic small ribosomal subunit.